This is a messenger RNA of Penicillium hordei, 696 nucleotides long. RefSeq names its product putative 26S proteasome non-ATPase regulatory subunit Nas2. Gene Ontology annotation, biological process: proteasome regulatory particle assembly. Gene Ontology annotation, cellular component: nucleus; cytoplasm. Lineage: Eukaryota; Fungi; Ascomycota; Eurotiomycetes; Eurotiales; Aspergillaceae. Gene Ontology annotation, molecular function: protein binding. The transcript is spliced from 4 exons. The record is from RefSeq and is a predicted model, not a curated record. Bases 1 to 696 code for a protein of 231 amino acids.
AUGGACGAUAAUAUUCAUGCUCCAACUGUUGCCUCUGGACCGGCGUCCGGGGCCACUCCUCGUGAUCUAUCCAAGUUGUCGAUGCCAGAUCUGAUGCAGGAGAAAGAACGCAUCGAGGCGGAAUUGUCAGCUCUUAGUAGCGUCCUCCAGUCGCAUGGAGUACGCAUGACUUCAUCUCUUACUACCUUCGACGGUUUCCCCCGUGAUGAUAUCGACAUCGCGCAAGUUCGCACAACGCGUGUGCGCAUUAUCCACCUACGGAACGACCACAAGGAGGUGAUGCAACUUAUCGAGAAGGGUGUCCACGCACAUUUCACCAACCUACAAAACACGCAAGGUGACGGCCCAACUACGAAUGGCACCAAUGUCCCACCGACUACUCAAUCAUUGACGAAUAACACCGCGUUGGGGACACCCUUUGCCAAGGUCAAUAGCGUGGUUUCAGGAAGUCCAGCAGACCUGGCGGGACUGAAAAUUGGCGAUGCAAUCCGAAGUUUUGGGAAUAUCAAUUGGCUGAACCACGAGCGCCUUUUAAAGGUUGCGCAAGUAGUUCAAGAAAAUGAAGGGCGGGCAGUAUCGGUCAAAGUCAGUCGGAAAGAUGAAGGAAACACUGACACAGAGUUGGACCUCCAGCUCACCCCUCGACAGAAUUGGGGCGGCCGUGGCCUUCUAGGAUGUCACUUGGUUCCGUUAUAA